This is a messenger RNA of Pipistrellus kuhlii (Kuhl's pipistrelle), 735 nucleotides long. RefSeq names its product anterior gradient 3, protein disulphide isomerase family member (gene AGR3). The transcript has 8 exons. Gene Ontology annotation, molecular function: dystroglycan binding. Gene Ontology annotation, cellular component: endoplasmic reticulum. The coding region runs from base 148 to 648 and encodes 166 amino acids. The record is from RefSeq and is a predicted model, not a curated record. NCBI's taxonomy places the organism in Eukaryota, Metazoa, Chordata, Mammalia, Chiroptera, Vespertilionidae.
GUAUUUGGCCUCAUUUUAGAAGGACACUCAAUCUGAAUUCAGAGAACAAGGGAAGUGUUUUUCGCAUGAGGAGCAUGAGAACGGGAGAGAAGUCCAGGGUUCUUUAGACAGCCUGUUUUUCUUCUUCUGAGGGAUUCUCCAGAACACAUGAUGUUACCCUCAGCUUUGGCCCUCUGCCUGUUCCUGGUUGCAGUUUCUUCCAACCUUGCCAUCGCCAUCAAGAAAGAGAAGAGGACUCCUCAGACACUCUCAAGAGGAUGGGGAGAUGACAUUACUUGGGUACAGACUUAUGAAGAAGGUCUCUUCCAUAUUCAAAAAAGCAACAAGCCACUGAUGGUCAUUCAUCACUUGGAGGAUUGUCAAUACUGCCAAGCACUCAAAACAGUGUUUGCCCAAAAUGAAGAAAUACAAGAAAUGGCUCAGAAUAAUUUCAUCAUGCUGAAUCUCAUGCAUGAGACCACAGAUAAAAAUCUAUCACCAGACGGCCAAUAUGUUCCUAGGAUCAUGUUUGUGGAUCCUUCUUUAACAGUCAGAGCUGAUAUAACUGGAAGGUACUCUAAUAGACUGUAUACAUAUGAACCACAGGAUUUACCAAUAUUGAUAGAAAACAUGAAGAAAGCAUUGAAACUUAUUCAAUCAGAGUUAUAAGAGAUUACCUCGAGGAGGUCAAAUGUCAUGAAGACGACCUUCUGGUGAACUUACUAAUACUAAAUGUGCAACUACAUGGCCUCUGUA